AUGGAAUCUAAUAAAAUAGAAGAUAAUUACCCGGUGUAUAAAAAAAAAUCACCGAAAAAGUGGUACAAUUUUCAAGUAAUUUCACCAAGUAUGGCAAUUUUACGCGGUAAUUAUUCGAUAUUUGAUAAACAUUUUAAAUUCGCAAGUCGUGGACUGCAAGCAACUGCGUGCUGUGUUGUCGCAAUUGUUUUCAGUCGACUAUUCAAACCAAAAGACUGGACUGAAGAUCUUGUUAACCAGGUCCUGGAACACGGAGACAAAUUAUUUCGCUUGAGCCAAUCCCGUAAUCGCAUAAAAUCUGGUACAUAUAUGACGACAAAAUUAGUGUAUCCAGAAUUUUUUAUAAACGAUUAUAAGGUUUGCAUUUACUGUGAGCCGAAUAAAGUGUGCGGUAAUUUAUUUACUGAGUCCGUGGGCUGCCCGGUGCUGGUAGAAGGGGUAAACAAAUUUUUGAAAGAUCACGAAGCGGGAAUAUUGACAACUCAAGGCAUUUCUGUCGCCAUCUGGCGGCAUACUUUAGCGCAAGAUGGAGGAUUGAAGUGUUGGUACUUUAACCCGGCGUCUUGCAAGGACUUGGUCCGUCGAGCCACUUCUCCAAACGACUCUGCUUGCCUUAUGCUCUUCAAAGAUAUAAAUGACCUCGUUGAAUUAUUUUUAAUGAAUAUAAAUCAGCCAUACGACUCCUCUUAUUGUAUUGACAAAGUAAUAAUCGUACGAAUUAAUUUAAUAAAUCGUUCAUUGCCCGACAAUAAAAGUAAAUUAACUGCCAAUAAAAAUGUCUACACGCGCAAUGAUAGAGCUGACGGGAAAAAUAACACGAUGACGACACGUAAUUUAAAAUUAAAAAAAAAUCAGCCUGUUGUCAAUACAGAGCCAUUAUCAAUCACAAUAUCUAAUUAUAAUAUUGACAUGGAUUUUGCACGUGAUCCAUUGAUCGAUCAAAAUAAUUUCGAUACUGGUUAUGAUUAUUAUGACAUGGAGGUCAAUAUUCCCUCGACAUUCCAUGAAUUGUCUCAAGGUCGGGCUAUUCUUCAUGGAUGGACCCAUGAAAUGAGCGAAGUAUACAAAGGAAAGGGAGCACAAAAUGUCGCCAACUGUAUCGCUGCAUUGGCAAUAAAGAAAAUUCACCCGGUAAGAACAUGGCUGCGCCCUAAACUCGAUGAAAUUUUGUCACUAGGUGACGCUCUGUACUUAGAGGUCAAGAAUACCAAUUCUGUUAAGCGCGCCAUCGAUUUCAAUGAUCGGAAAAUACAAGUAGAUGGAAGAAAUUUAUUUGUCGAUGUAGAUCUGAUGACUGUAACUGGUACUCUAGCCUCCAAGGUACCGGAAGUACUAAAUUUGAAGCAAGCGCUCGUUGAAUUUUUUCUGAUAAACACAGAAGGGGUUAUCGAGUGUUCGUCUAUGGCCACGGCCAUUUGGUCGCAAGAUGGCUGCUAUUAUCUAUUUGAUCCACGACAGUGUGAUGCAAAUGGCGGGCGAGUACGCGAGGAACCCAAAAGUCGCAAGCAGAAGAAAGAUUUGGAAGUUAAAAAAAAAGUCAAUGGUAAAUGUUGCGUCAUACGGUUUCCCACAAUUGAUUUAUUGGCAGAUAAUUAUUUAAGAAACGUGGAGACUAAUAAAAAUGACAGGUUUAUUGUCAGAAAUGUUAGUUUAGCAGAUGACGUACCCGGUACUAGAAAAUGGCGGGAGUUUGAACCAGGAGAAGCUGGCAGGACUUGGGUUCUACAAGGAACGAUUUCGAAUGAAGACGAGGACUUUGAAAAUGCCGGUAUGCAAGGAAUCGCGAUACCGGUAGUCGCGUUGAUUAACGCUCACAAAAUGGCGCCUCAGGAUUGGACCAAGAUGGCCGUUGAUCAAAUUAUACGAGACGGAGACGGUUAUUUCAAGUGGUGCAUUCCUGACGAUGACGUAGACGAACAAUUGACUCUCAGAAAUUUGAAACGUAACGUUUAUAUCAAUAAUCAGAGGGUUAAGAUCCGCGUUGACGAAGCUUCGGUAGUCGGUAAUUCAGCUGAUGGAUUUCCUGCUUUAGCUGAGGGCAUAAAAAAUUUUUUUACCGACCAUCAGUAUGGUAUAGUUGAAUUCCAGGACCAGGUGGUGGGAAUAUGGAAGUACGAUGAUCAGGUUCCUAAAGUAAAAGGCAAAGAUGCUGCUAAAGAAACGACUUAUUACUGUUUUGAUCCGAAUCCUCGUGGGCCGCGAGGAGAGAAAAAUUCUGAAGACGAAGAAGCUGCUUGUGUCAUUCGGGCCGUCGAUCCAGAAGAGCUCGCACGAGUGAUUGAGUCAAAUGCUGGGGAAGCUGAGUCUGAUGAAUUUUUCAUUCACGUAUUCGAGGUUGUGGAUAUCAGCGAUCCCAUGACUGCUGAAGAAAUAGAAGAAGAUAAGUCGAAGCCUGUUAAACCAGAAUUGGGCGCUUUCGCUGAAAUUAAUGAAGACAGCGCUUGUUUGUACGGAAAUGUUGAUAAAGAUGAUAAAUCCCAAGCUGCCGUUGCUCUCGUUACUCUCGCUAUGACUAAAUUGUACAGCCCUUUCUUGUGGACACGAGAAGUCGUCGAUGAUAUAGUGAAACUAGGCUCGAAAAUUGCGGAAAGCAACGUCGAAAAUUUGCCAGAAGAGGAAGAAGCCAGAACUUAUUUACUGCCUCGGGAAGUUGAUGACUUUGAUAUUGGCGUCAACAGGAUCAGUGUUGAAGUGGAAGAAAACGCUACCGGAACUUCAGACAACUUAGCUACGAUGCUUCAAGAAUUUUUAACAAAAAAUCCUGCGGGAAUUCUACGCCAAGACAAUAUUAUGCUGCCCAUUUGGAAAGAGGGAGACAUUUUCUUUACUUUCAACCCUAGUUCUAAUCCAGAAGCCAAAGAAAACGCUACAGUAUUUUGGUUCACGAAUUUAGCAGCCCUAGUUUCAAAUCUUCAGCAAACAUUUGAUAACACCGCGAGCAUUGUUCUAGACUCAGUGAGUUUAGAGAGCGAGUACGAAACAAGAGUCGCCGAAAACGAGCGUCCGAAACCAACGACAUCAGAUGAAACUCUGUGGCAUAAUUUUCCAAAGAUUUCUGAAGGAGUUUGGCAGCUCCUGGGGAACACUUCUGUGAGUGAUGAGAAGUUCCCACCUGAAAAUCAUGGGAAUCAAACAGCCGCGUUAGCGAUAAUGGCAGUCAUCUUUUCCAAAGUCUACGAGGCUCGUUGGUGGACGAAAGAAAUCGUCGACGAAGUUGUCGUCACUGCUGACAAACUUCACAGCAAAUCUGUUGAACGUCUAGGAAACGUUUUAAACCCGAGGGUUAAUCAAAUAAUUCCUGAGUUCUUUUUAUCCAACCGACGGUUAGAUUUGACUGUUCGCGAUUGCGUCGAAUCAGGAAAAGUGGAUUCUAAGUUAACUUCAAUGAACACUCUGAAAAAAGGCUUAGAUAGUUUCUUUCAAGAGUUUAUUUCCGGAGCUUUGACAAUCGGAGACGUUCACAUCGGGAUUUGGAAGUCAAAAGAGUAUUUUAUUCUCUUGCCUGAUGUUCCUAAAUUUAAAGCUGAUUCUACGGUUGAUAAAAUUCGAGCCAUGCGUUUUGCGACUACCGAUCAUUUAGCGAAUUACUUGAGUAAUUUUGUUGACGAAGAAGAAGACUAUGAAAUCCAUGCAAUAGAUGUGAUUGAUUGGAACAAAUUACCCCCUUGGAAGUAUGAUCCCAGCCCAGCAGUUCGUCCUUCAAAUUUGCCGGCUUUGAAUGCCUACCGUCAACUACUUCCAGCGCGCGCAAUUCUACGAGCAGGAAUCCAUCAAUCAUCAGAUAUCUUUCCUCCGUCAAUCAGAAAUCGUCAGACCGCUUCCAAUUGUGUGGUAGCGCUCGCGAUGUCUGUCGUCAAAAAUUCCCUCACCUGGACCAAGAAAACUCUAGACGAAAUCUUAGCGAUCGGAAGUAAACUUCAUCGCGAAUCAUCAAAAGCUAAAUCAGUAAAAGAUAAAAUAAAACCUACUGACGUGAUCAGAGUUUUUCACGUCGGCGUCAAUGCUCUGACAGCCGACGUGGAAGUAACGGUGUCCGGGUUGGUCGGAAUCGCACCUCCAGAGCCAGAAGAAAAGGGAAAGAAGCCCAAGAAGCCAAAACCUACGGGGAAGGGAAAGAAGAAAGUCAGGGAACCACCGCCUGCAGCAGCGCCACCUUUGAUCCAAGAAGGGAUCGAAUCAUUCUUUGAGGGGAACAACGCGGGAAUUUUGAAAGUAAAUAAUUACAUGGUAUCUCUGUGGAAAGAUCACGGGGUUUAUUUUCUGUACGACCCACGGGCAAGAAAUGACCAGGGUUUGAAAUGCUCUGAUGGGGUCGCCUGCGUUAUGUGGUUCGCAUGCUUAGAGCCACUUUACGAUACAAUUCUAUCAAAUAUUGACGAGGAUGAUAAGUUCGGAAGCUACGAAAUCUACCGGGUGAUAAUUAAUACAUUUAUUGUUGAAUCUCUUCCGAGUCCGGUUGGUUUCCAAGCAUUUGCCGACUGUCCGCAAGCAGAAACUGCUCUAGGAACCAAGCAGAUGAAGACAGUCGACGUCAAAACGGUCACGGAAUUUGUCCAGGUUGACAAAGACCUGAGCGUAUUGAAAGGAAAUCGUCAUAUGAACAGUCCGGGGUUCGAUUUAACUAGUAGAGGUUAUCAGAGUACUGCAAUCGCGGCGGUUGCUAUUGUGGUGGCUGUUCUUCAUGUUCCCAGCACCUGGACAUCAGAUUUGAUCGAUGCUAUUAUCAAAUAUGGAGAUGUCUUGCAUCGAGACUCGGCGCGAAUAAAACGCGCGGGUUUGAUAAAUCUUUCGCCUACGGAAUUACUCAGUACUUUUAUUGUGGGCGACUUUAGGGUGAGUCUGAGUAUUGACGGGAACAUGGCAGCAGGAAUUUUACUGGUGCAUGACCUGGCACAAGCACUUGGAGUUUUCUUUAAAAAUAACUGCGCGGGUAUUCUUCACACGAUAAAUUUUGCGGUUGCAGUUAUGCAGCAUUAUGGGAAAUUCUAUAUGUUUGAUCCAAGUGAGUGUGAUAAAUUUGGAAGGUCUUAUUAUCUUGAUGACGUAGAUGUUGAUGGUGAUGAUGAUGAUGAUAAUAGGGAAGGUAGAAGUGCAAGUGGAGGCGCUUGUGUAGCCAAGUGUGAGAAUAUAAUGAGACUGGCGAAAAUUUUUGUUGAUAAUUGUAAUUAUAAGGUACCGUGUGUUUAUACCAUCAAUGCUGUGAAUGUACGAAGUAUUCAAUUUUUUUCAAAAUAA
Molecule: messenger RNA, 5235 nt
Organism: Microplitis demolitor
Lineage: Eukaryota; Metazoa; Arthropoda; Insecta; Hymenoptera; Braconidae
Exons: 1
Coding region: 1-5235 (1744 amino acids)
Source: RefSeq, a predicted model, not a curated record